AUGCGUUCUCCCUUCCUUCUCACUCUCGUCCUCCUCUUAUCGCCCGCUCUUUCCGUUUCCCAAGACUGUUCCGGUUUCUUCUCUAUCGAGAACGCCUGCAACAGUCUGAUUCUGGAAGUGGCCCAAGAAUGGCCAAGGUACAAACCAAUUCCGUCGCCCAAAGUGGCGAGUUCUCUGUCUCUGACCUGCAUGAAAGCUCUUGUAAGUUCAAAUUGAAGAGUGUGUGACGUCAGGGUCUAUUUUAGAACUGCAUAAAGUCGUUGGAAUGUCCAGAGAAGAACACAAUGAUAUCUGUAAAGCUGGCCGAUGUGGCCGAGCUGUGCAGUGGUCUUUGGGCGUUCGCGGGAUCAUUUGGACAGUGUCUUCAGAUUGUAAGUCAAAGAAAUUGAGGGCACAACUAGCUCUUGUAGACGAAAUAGGUUAGCAGGACCAAGAUCUAAUAUGCCUAAUAAGGGAAAACCUAUUCCUUACAUAAACAUUGAAAAAUAUAACGCACAGUAAUAGUUUCAGAUCCGAAGCCAGGACACUUCAAACGAGUAUCCGUGUCUCAAGUAUUGGGAUAACGAGGUUAGUCUCUGGUAUGCAAAUGCGCUCCAAUAAACGUUCAGGAACAAUCUCCGACCUGUCAAUUCUUCACUUCGGACUAUGAUUGCGCGGAAAUGCUCGUAGAAAAUCAGUGUGGAGCAGACGCGUUGGCCAGUAUGAGAAGGAACAAAAACUUUAUAGAACAGCACUUUGAAUGUGCGGAGAAGAGCGACACGACGAGACAAUUUGCAUUCCUCUCACAAUGA
This is a messenger RNA of Caenorhabditis sp. 36 PRJEB53466, 791 nucleotides long. NCBI's taxonomy places the organism in Eukaryota, Metazoa, Nematoda, Chromadorea, Rhabditida, Rhabditidae. The record is from the annotation of a GenBank genome assembly.